Trichoplusia ni (cabbage looper) is the source of this 2446-nucleotide messenger RNA. RefSeq names its product laccase-2-like. The transcript has 9 exons. The record is from RefSeq and is a predicted model, not a curated record. Gene Ontology annotation, biological process: iron ion transport. Gene Ontology annotation, molecular function: oxidoreductase activity; copper ion binding. Gene Ontology annotation, cellular component: plasma membrane. The coding region runs from base 202 to 2001 and encodes 599 amino acids. NCBI's taxonomy places the organism in Eukaryota, Metazoa, Arthropoda, Insecta, Lepidoptera, Noctuidae.
GUGAGUAAUAUUCGAGUUUCGCGGUAAGUGGUCGCGGGCACAUGUCUGUGAAAUAUCUUAUUCGUCGUUCAACCAGUUGUGAGCGAAACGUCUGGCGUUACGACCGCUACGGAGAGCGGCGCCGGUAGUGCAGUGAAACGAACUAUUUAUUGUCAAUGAAAUUAGUUCAGUUAUUUCAUAGGUCAAAUUAAUUGAGUGAAAAUGAGAGUUAUCGUUUGUUGCCUUUUUAUUAUAGCAAACAUAAGCAAUAAUGGGAAAGCUUCUCUUGAAAGUUUCGCGCCUAGUGGAGCAAAUAUACUUUUUGAAGAUAAUACGAAAAAUUUAGGCCAAGUAUCAUGCUACCGACCUUGCAAGUUUAAUGUGAAGCCCAAGCGAUGUUACUACACCUUCAAGAUAGAGCCAACAAUUCAGGCUGAUGAUCGACCAGCCAUCACUAUAAACGGCAAGACUCCAGGGCCUCCAAUACAAGCCUGUGUCAACGACAUCAUCAUUGUAGAAGUCGAGAAUCGCAUUCUAGACCAAGAUAUAAGCAUCCAUUGGCAUGGAAUCGAACAAAAGGGGACUCCUUUCAUGGACGGAGUGCCGAUGGUUACUCAAUGCCCUAUUGGCUACGGACAAACGUUCAAGUAUGCGUUCGUUGCGACUUCUCCAGGAACUUUCUUCUAUCACGCUGACUCAGUGUACCAUCAAAGCGAUGGUGUGUACGGUCCCCUGAUCAUCAACCAGCCACAGCCGCUGGAGCCUCACUCUUCAAUCUACGACUACGACAGGAGCAAGGAGAACACGCUAAUCAUAGCUGCUAAGAUGCCAGAACUGUUGACAGCUAAACUGGAAGAUGUUAGCAAGUUGAAGCCAGAUGAGCUCAUUAUCAAUGGGGAUGGAGAUAUUUCGAAGUUUUUCGUGAUGGCCGGAUUCGCGUAUAGACUGAGAUUGAUAAACGCGAUCGCCAUUGAGUGUCCCGUCGUAUUGAACAUAGACAACCAUGAAAUGAUAGUCAUAGCCAGCGAUGGAAAGCCGACCAAACCAGUUUUAGCUAGAAAUGUGGAAUUGUACCCAGGAGAGCGUAUGGAUGUGGUCGUGCGCGCAACUCAAGAAAGUGGCGGCUACUGGGUGAGGGCAAGGGGCAACGGCGCGUGCGCAGGCGUUACUGCCAACGCGAUGCUCAUCUAUUCCGGCUUCAACUACACCUCCAUGUUGCAAGAGAAUCAGAAUGAUUUAGAAGAUCCACAUCACGCGAACUGGGAAUCUGACUUGGUUGUGGGAGGUCAAAUGCUAGAGUCCCUCCAAGAUCAGAGUCAUGCGACAGACGUCAAGUCAGUGUAUUUGGGUAUAGACAGAAAUGUUAUCAAAGUUAAGGAUGAUGAAAUUGACUUUAGAUACAUAAGUGAUGCUAUACCGAAGAAGCCUUACUUCCCCGCGCCAUUAGCUUUAAAAGAAAACGGUGUAGUUCAAAUCAACCAUAAGAACUUCUUGUAUCCUAACGUGCCGAUAAUGGUGAAACCAAAGGAAGUCCGAGCUGACAUGUUCUGCAACGUGGGGGAAGAAGACAAGCAGGUGGAGAUACAGUGUCUGCAGGUGCUGGAUGCCGUCGAGGGCGAUGUGCUCGAAAUUGCAUUGGUCAAUGAAGGCUUUGGCAGCAACGACUCAUACACAUUCCACAUGCACGGCUACAGUAUGCAAGUGAUCGCGACGUGGCAGAACCCUAAAGACAAGCCGAUCUCAAAAGAAGAUUUUCAUACUUUAAACAAAAAUGGCAAAAUUCUAAGGAACCUCCAAAAUCCACCAUUCAAAGACACAAUUACCGUACCCAACAAGGGUUACACUAUAGUGAGAAUCAAGAUAGAUCGCGGAGGCAGCUGGCUGCUUGAGUGCAGGUCCUGCGCCCUAUCCUCCCUCCCUGCAGCCAUCCUCAUCAGAGUGCCCCAAGCGAUACCAAAGUCCGUCGUAGACUCGUUACCCAAGUGUGGCAGCUAUAGACCCCCUGAUGUCCUCCUCAACUAAUUAAUAAUUUAGACUGAUAGUAUUUAGUUGGUCUCAACGUUUUAGUUUUAGGUUAUUUAUCAGAUUUAGGCACGUCUUGUGAGUGAGGCUGAGGCUAAACUUGUGUUUGAAUCACUGUGAGAAACAGAUUUAAACAUUAAAAGAAGAAAAUAGUAUAUUUAAAUGGGUGGCGUUCGAAUAAUUCUUUCGUUAAACCAUUCUAGGAAACAAAUAAUACUCCGUAGUAUAUCAUUAGCAAUAGUAAAAUGAUGCGAUUUUGUUUUUGUCGAAUUAGUAGGUACACUCCGGCUAAGAUGUUUAACAAAUAUAGGGAGAAUGAUUGUAUUGUAAAACUUUUAUUUUAUUAUACUGUUAAUAUUGUUAUAUUUUAAGCAAAAAUAUAGAGAACCCAGUGAUAAACUUACUAGGGAAGGUUAACCAAUAAAAUAAUGUAACACACGCUCAA